Messenger RNA from Daucus carota subsp. sativus, 1838 nucleotides. RefSeq lists its product as uncharacterized. The record is from RefSeq and is a predicted model, not a curated record. The transcript has 7 exons. The coding region runs from base 552 to 1235 and encodes 227 amino acids. NCBI's taxonomy places the organism in Eukaryota, Viridiplantae, Streptophyta, Magnoliopsida, Apiales, Apiaceae.
UUCUCUUUUAUCUUACAUAUUUUUUGACCUCCGAUCCGUACCGAACUUAAAUAUAAACAUUUGGAUAGAACGGAGGGUGUAACGAUUAGGAAGGUUAUUUAUAUUGCAUAUAAAAACAGCCGACAAUAAUCCAGCUAAAAUGAAUGAACACCAACCAUUGUCGCUAAGAUUCAAGUACAACUUUCCUAUGCCUCUCCAUCAAAUCUUACCAAACUCUAUAAUCUGUUCUCGGCCAAAAUGUGGAUCACCGGUCUCUCCCACCCUAUUUUCCGUCCACUUCACUUCAAUAUAGCUUCGAAAUACAAUCCAAAAAAUGUCGAACUUAAAAGAAGUAACGUACGACCCGUGAAAACAAAGUACAUGAGAGCUCUAAGGCGAGCUUGAGGGACCAGAGCCCUUCAAAAUCAACAGUCGAUGUCAAGCAGCUAGUUGCCUUGUUGCAUGAAGAUCUUUCACAUCUCUUUGACGAUCAGGGUAUCGAUCGGACGGCGUACGAUGAACAUGUCAGGUUUCGAGACCCGAUCACUAGACAUGAUACCAUUGGUGGAUACAUGUUUAACAUUGCAAUGUUGAAGAUGAUCUUCACUCCUCACUAUCACUUGCACUGGAUCAAAGCGGCAGGACCUUAUGAGAUCAUGACAAGGUGGACAGUGACAAUGAGAUUUAUUCUUUUACCGUGGAAACCUGAAUUGAUAUUCACAGGCACAUCUGUAGUGGGCAUCAACCCAGAGACUCACAAAUUUUGCAGUCAUGAGGAUUCAUGGGACUCGAUUAAUGAUAAUGAGUAUUUUUCUCUUGAAGGAGUAUGGGAUGUAAUCAAGCAGCUGUGGAUUUACAAGUCUCCAGAUUUCGACACUCCCAAGUUUCAGAUACUGAAGAGGACUGCCACAUAUGAGGUCAGAAGAUACUCCCCAUUUACAGUUGUAGAAACUGAUGGUGAAAAGCUGGCUGGUUCAACUGGUGUCAAUGCUGUUGCCAGUUUUCCAGAUCCCAAUCAAGACAUUAGCUUGAGACGAGUUGAAGGAGGUACUGCUGCAGUAUUAAAAUUUAGUGGAAAGCCCACUGAGGACAUUGUUUCGGAGCAAGAGAAAACAUUAAAGUCAAGUCUUAUAAGAGAUGGCCUGAUACCAAAAACAGGUUGCUUGCUUGUUCGUUAUAAUGAUCCUGGACGAACUUGGAGCUUUAGGAUGAGAAACGAAGUGCUAGUGUGGUUGGAGGAGUUCUCGCUGGAUUAAUGCACUUUCCCUUUACAAACAUUGCCAAUUUAUGCUUCUUCGAUCUUUGAUGGUAGGAUGUGUCGGAAUGAAUGUAAAUUUGGUCAAAAGUAGAUGAAACAGUUAAAUUAUUUCAAUGCAUUAGAAUAAUUAAAGAGAUAUUAUUUGUUUUUGUCUCAUAUGCUAUUAUUAUUAUAGGUAAUUGUGAUGUUUCAAAUCUCUUGCAUGAUAAAUAUUCUUUAUAAAUAUUUAAUAACUUUUAUGGUGGUCAUUAUUGAUGUUUUUUAAAUAUUUAAUUUUUUAAUUGUGUCUUGAUUGAGGCGUUUUUGUACCAUUCAUGGGUGGCCAUAUGUGAUGGCGUAUAUUUCGGCUUAUAAGAAGCAAUUAACUAUACUUCAUGAUUAUGGUUAUGUGAUUAUUUAUGGAUUCACAGUAUAUAUUAUUAUGGUGUGGUUCAUAAUUUUCAUGAUUAAGUAUAAUGGUGUGGUGUGCUUGAAUCUAUUAGUGUAUGUGUUGUUUUGUAUCAUAUUUUGUCAUUUCUUGAUCUAUUUUGCCUGAUUCGGAGGAGAUUGGGUAUUUGUAAUCAUUUUUAUAUCAUAUGAUUAGUUACAUUUUUGAGUUUUG